AAGAAUUGACUGUAGCCUAUCAUCUGCUCAGUGCCAUGAUUUUUCACUUCCCGUAUGGUUUUGCAUUCACCAUUUCCCAUCAGCCUAAAGACAGUUACUGAAAGGGGUGGAAUUCCCAAGAGACCUGUUCUUUCUCUUCUACAGUCUCUGGAUGAGCAGCCCAGCAUUGUGGUUCCCCACUGCGCCCUCUGUUUUCUGCUAGCAGGAUUUCCAGCAGAAUGACAACAAAGCCGCUGCCUGCUCUUGAAAACUGCAUUUGGUAGGGUUGGGGGAAGGAGGGAGAGUUGCUGUUUUCAGGAAAUGAAGGAGGAAGUCUUGAUCGAAAACUGCACACAUAAAAGGCAGCUUAACUAAAAAGAAGCUGUGUGAUUAGGGCCCUGCGCAUCUGUAAUUAUCCAGCCAGACUGCAAAGCCGCUUGCCACACUUUACAGCACUCCAGGCCACCUCCACAUUGUGGAGCAAUGGCGCUCCGGACUGUGCUAGAGACUGUCGAAAGUGGGGAGCAAGAUACUAUUCUCAAGGUGCUGCAGAUCUACAACCAGGAGAAAUCACAGUGUUUCACCUUUGAAGAUGAGGAACAGGAAGAAAGGAGGAAACUGGCUGCACUUCUGAUCAAGUUUCUGGAGAGGGUGCUGCAGCCAUCCUGCCAGGUCACAUGUUUGGAAAGCAUACGGAUCCUGUCCCGAGACAAAAGCUGCCUUGGCCCUUUCACAACCAUGGAAGGCCUGAAGACGCUGGCCAGGCACGCGGGGAUUGAUUACGCAGAAGAGCAGAUUCUGGAGGUUCCAGACCUUGAAGUGAUCCUGGAGGCGCUCAAGUGUCUCUGCAACAUUGUCUUCAGCAGCCCCCGGGCUCAAGAGCUGACCUCCGAAGCCCGGUUUGUGGUGGGCCUCACAGACCGCAUCAAACUCUACAACGAGAGAAACCUCCCGCAUGAUAUAAAGUUCUUUGACUUGCGCCUUCUCUUCUUGCUGACGGCACUAAGGGUGGACAUCCGGCAGCAGCUUGCGCAGGAACUCCGGGGUAUCGGUCUGAUGACAGAUACCUUGGAACUUACUCUGGGAGUCAAAUGGCUAGACCCUCACGAGGUAGCUGCUGAGGGGAACCCUUCUGCUCCUUUACCUCGGCAGGAGGUGGAGCGUGCCAUGGAGAUCCUGAAAGUGCUCUUCAAUAUCACAUUUGACACCAGCAAGAGGGAGGUAGAUGAGGAAGAUGCUGCUCUGUACCGACGCCUAGGUGCCCUCCUCCGUCACUGCCUGAUGAUUUCAGCAGAUGGUGAAGAUCGGACAGAAGAAUUUCACAGCCACACAGUCAACCUUCUGGGCAAUCUGCCUCUCAAGUGUCUGGAUGUCUUGCUGGCCCCCAAGGUGCAUCCGGGCUCGCUUGAAUAUAUGGGAGUCAACAUGGAUGCUGUCAAUGUUCUGCUGGAUUUCCUUGACCGACGUCUUGACAGGGGUCACAAGCUUAAGGAGAGCCUGACCCCUGUGCUGAACUUGCUGACUGAGAGUGCUCGAGCCCAUCGGCAGACCAGGAAAUUCCUUAAAGCUAAGGUACUCCCUCCACUGCGAGAUGUGAAAAAUAGACCGGAGGUGGGGAACUUGUUGAGAAAUAAGCUUGUGCGCCUCAUGACUCACAUUGACACUGAUGUCAAGCACUGUGCUGCGGAAUUCCUCUUUGUUCUCUGCAAGGAGAGUGUGUCACGGUUUGUGAAGUACACGGGAUAUGGGAAUGCUGCAGGGCUCCUGGCAGCCCGAGGCCUCAUGACAGGAGGUCGGACAGAAGGAGAAUACUCUGAGGAUGAAGACACUGAUACAGAGGAAUACAAGGAGGCAAAACCCAACAUUAACCCUAUAACGGGACGUGUGGAGGAGAAGCUUCCCAACCCAAUGGAGGGGAUGACAGAUGAGCAGAAAGAGGUUGAAGCAAUGAAACUGGUGAACAUGUUUGACAAACUCUCAAGACAACGAGUCAUCCAACCAAUGGGGGUCAAUCCAGAUGGCAAUUUAACCUCUCUCAAUGUAACCUCCUUGGAGGAUGCUGUCCAUCAGAUAUCUGAGGAAAGGUUAUCUUCUGACUCUGACUUGGAAUUGGACUGAAAAAACAUUUCUUGUUCCUCAAAAACCUAUGGACCCUCUAUUCUCCCUCUGUAACAGGUGCUGCUUCAGGAGACCUGUCCCAAGAAAGGACUUCCCAUGGGAUGGAUCUCCACCACCCAGGGUGGUAUAACAUCUGUUUCUUCUCUAGCUCUGUAACACUCCUAACUUAGAGAGCUCUUUACAGCUUAGCUCUUUUGAUCUAUUUUCCCUCUGUGUCCACAAGAUUAUUACACUCCGAUUCCAAGGAUUUUUGAGCAGAAAUUUCAUGGAGGGAAGGGCAAUCUCUUAUUAUAUCAAAGAGGUUUAGUAGCACUUAAGGGUGCUGUGAGUGCACUGCACGGUUACUUGUAUGGAACCAAAAUGUGGUACACACAGGUGAUAUAUGUGUGUGUGCGCGCGCGCAUUGAUACUUGUGCAAAGCACAUAAUGCAGCAACCAUACAGCAUGGUGGUGUUUAAAACACACGGAUACUCUUGGCAAAUGUAAAUGUCUAUUUGCAUACAUGACUGGGAAAUAUUAUAGAAAUGUGUGAACAUUGAGAAGCCUGCCUUUUUUUUUUACAUGUGAAAUGCAAGAAAGCAUACUCCUGGAGGCAUAUAAGUGCAAUGUAUGUGGCAAUCAGUCACAUUUUUAGGCAGUUCCUUUAAGACACAUUGCAUGUGUAUGGAAACAUGCAGGUAAGGAAAUAUGCAUUGUUGAAAUAGUAUGUAUAUGUGGGGUGUGUCCAUUAUCUGAGAUAAUGUGCAAAACUCUGAGACAUCCUUUGCUCACAGCGACAUUAAUGUUGGUGUUGGCUGAUAAUCUGGGGCCGGAAAGCCUCUAAUCCCCCCUAACUUUGACACCAUGUUUCUCUUUCUACCAUGUUUGGUUUCUGGACUAAUCUAACUCUCUGUGCUCUUCAGACAAAAGGCAGUGACCAAUUGCUUAACCGCACUCUAAAUAAUCUGCUUCAGUUCUCCUAUAUCCAUAGCACUCUGCAUUCACCCUGUUAUGUACCUUCAUCCUGAUCAUAGGCUUUUCUGUUUAAACAAGCAGCCCCCAUCUCCUACUUUGUUUCCAACUUUGCCAACAGUUUCUGAACUUAGCACAAAUAUAAAGAUUUUCACUAGAAUAAAUGAAGCCUUCAGAUAACAA
Molecule: messenger RNA, 3231 nt
Organism: Lacerta agilis (Sand lizard)
Lineage: Eukaryota; Metazoa; Chordata; Lepidosauria; Squamata; Lacertidae
Gene: RIC8A
Product: RIC8 guanine nucleotide exchange factor A
Exons: 11
Coding region: 463-2097 (544 amino acids)
Biological process (GO): G protein-coupled receptor signaling pathway
Cellular component (GO): cytoplasm; plasma membrane
Molecular function (GO): G-protein alpha-subunit binding; guanyl-nucleotide exchange factor activity
Source: RefSeq, a predicted model, not a curated record